Trichoderma virens Gv29-8 is the source of this 1722-nucleotide messenger RNA. RefSeq lists its product as uncharacterized. Gene Ontology annotation, biological process: carbohydrate transport; transmembrane transport. Bases 1 to 1722 code for a protein of 573 amino acids. The record is from RefSeq and is a predicted model, not a curated record. Lineage: Eukaryota; Fungi; Ascomycota; Sordariomycetes; Hypocreales; Hypocreaceae. The transcript has 3 exons. Gene Ontology annotation, cellular component: plasma membrane. Gene Ontology annotation, molecular function: carbohydrate:proton symporter activity.
AUGCGUUCCAGAAGAGGCCGUUUUAACACCAUCUUCUUCGAUCAGCAUGACCCUGCGUCAGAGAAGCACAAUCCCGAGUUUGGUCGGCCUUCAGUCUCUGGCCUGGACUAUUCUCCUCUGCCACGUCUGUCUGGACGGUCUUUAGCCAUGGGUGGUUUGGUUUCAAUGGGUGGAUUGAUCUUUGGCUAUGAUACUGGUCAAAUCUCUGGCUUCCUUGAAAUGCCUGAUUUCCUUGACCGCUUCGGUCUCACUCACUCUGACGGCACAAAAUACUUUAGCAAUGUCCGCUCCGGUCUCAUUGUCGCUCUGCUGUCUAUCGGUACUCUUAUUGGAGCCUUGGUUGCUGCACCCAUCGCUGAUCGCGUUGGUCGUAAGCCUUCCAUUUCACUGUGGGCUCUGGUUGUAUCCGUCGGUUUCGUCAUCCAGAUUGCGUCUGUGUCGGCAUGGUAUCAGCUCAUGAUUGGUCGAUUCGUGUCUGGUCUAGGCGUUGGCGCUCUGAGUUUGCUUGUCCCCAUGUACCAAGCUGAGACAGCACCGGCCUGGAUUCGAGGUGCCAUGGUUUGCGCUUACCAGCUCUUCAUCACCAUGGGUAUCUGGCUUGCUGCCUGCUUCAACUAUGGCACUGUCAAGCACCAGAGCGGCAACUCGGGCAGCUGGCGAAUCGUCAUUGGCCUGGGAUGGGUUUGGACUCUCAUUCUCGGAUUCGGUAUUCUGUUGUUCCCUGAGACCCCUCGAUUCGACUUCCGACACGGCCACGAAGAACGAGCCAAGCAGACCAUUUGCCGUGUAUACGGUGCCACAGAAAACCACUGGGCUGUCCACACCCAGAUUACAGAAAUUGAGCGCAAGCUCCGCGCUGAAGAUAAGAUCCAGGCCGGUCCUGUCAAGGAGUUCAUCGGCAUGUUCAGGGCCCCUCGCAUGGCAUAUCGUAUCGCUCUUGGCAUGACCCUGCAGAUGUUCCAACAGCUUACCGGUGCCAACUACUUCUUCUACUACGGCACCACCAUCUUCAAGUCGGUGCAGAUCAACUCUUUCGUCACUCAGAUCAUUCUCAACAGUAUCAACUUUGGCGUCACCUUCAUUGGUCUGUACAUGGUCGAACACUUUGGUCGUCGCAAGUCUCUCAUCGCCGGUUCCAUUUGGAUGUUUAUUUGCUUCUUGAUCUUCGCCUCCGUUGGUCACUUCAUGCUUGAUCUCAAUGAUCCCUCAGCCACACCGACGCCAGGUAUUGUUCUCAUCGUUUUCGCCUGUCUCUUCAUUCUUGGCUUCGCCACCACUUGGGGUCCCAUGAUUUGGACCAUCCAAGCCGAGAUCUUCCCUUCACGAUACCGUGCCAAGGCUAUGGCUCUCUCAACUGCCAGCAACUGGAUCUGGAACUUUUGCAUUGGUUUCUUCACGCCAUUCAUCACUGGCGCCAUCGACUUCAGAUACGGCUACGUCUUUGCUGGCUGCAACUUUAUGGGAGCUCUCAUCAUCUACUUCUUCGUCAUUGAAGGCCAGGGCCGCACCCUUGAAGAGAUCGACACCAUGUAUCUCGAGCACGUUCUUCCGUGGAAGAGCACCAAGUGGGUGCCGCCUCCUCCGGAGCACAUGGCCAACAUUCGCAGAAAGGCAGGCGUCGAUCUUGAUGUCCUUGCCGAUCAAGACAGCGAUGGCCCACUGAACGAGCCUCAGGAUAAGCAGGUGCAUCCUGAAAGCCCAUCCCACCAAGAGCAUGUUUAA